Trachemys scripta elegans is the source of this 2257-nucleotide messenger RNA. RefSeq names its product gliomedin (gene GLDN). Gene Ontology annotation, cellular component: cell surface. NCBI's taxonomy places the organism in Eukaryota, Metazoa, Chordata, Testudines, Emydidae. The record is from RefSeq and is a predicted model, not a curated record. Gene Ontology annotation, biological process: signal transduction.
AGCCCGUCCCGGAGCCGAAGCCAGCGAGUGCCCUGGCCGCAGCGCCGCUCCGCCCCCGCCUGCCCGCUAGCGCCGGGGAGCUGCAGCUGCUCGACCUCGCAGGAUCGUGCCCGAGCGCGCCUCCGGGCCGGGGAUGCCGGGGGACGGCGGCCGGGCGCUGCGCUGCUUGCUGGCCGCAGUGGGGCUGCUCUCGGCGCUGAGCGCCGCGGGGACGCUCUUCCUGCUGGGCCAGUGGAGGGAGCUGAGCGCGGCGCUGCGGGAGCUGGAGGCUGCGCGGCCCCAGGGGGGAGACACUGACAGCAUCCUGCGGUCCCUCUUGGGCCCCACCGCCCCGGGGGCAGCGGCCCCAGGAGCCGCCCGGCACAAGAGGAGCCACCGCGGAGCGGGCGCCAGGGGCCACGUUCGGGCCGAGAACGACGAGUUGCUCAUGAUGAUGACCUACUCCAUGGUGCCGGUCCGUGUGAUGGUGGAUUUAUGUAACAGCACAAAAGGGAUAUGCUUAACAGGCCCUCCAGGCUCCCCAGGGCCUCCUGGACUCGAUGGAUUACCUGGCUACAAUGGAUCAGAUGGCAUCCCUGGCAUCCCAGGGCCAAAGGGGGAACCAGGAAUAAAUGGAAGAAGAGGAAAAAUAGGUUUACCAGGACCAAAAGGCGAUCCAGGAGAGAAAGGAGAAAAAGGAGACCCUGGUGAACUGGGCUUACCUGGCAAAGACGGGAUGCCAGGAGGGAAAGGGUCAAGAGGCGCAAAGGGGGACAAAGGGGAUGCAAACAAUGACGUGAUAUCAGAAGGUGCAAAGGGAGAGCCAGGGCCUCCAGGGCCCCCAGGGCCCCCAGGGCCGCAAGGUCCUCCCGGGCCACCAGGGAAGCGCAAAGCAAAAUCCCAGGUUCAGGAGAAAAUGUACAGCAGCAAGUGCACAGGUGAGACAUGUGCCAUACCAAAUGAUGACACGCUGGUAGGAAAAGCUGAUGAGAAAACCAAUGGAUACCAUCCAAAAAAAGCUGAAUGCAUUGUUAAAUCAAUAGGAAGUCCCACUGAGAUGGGUAAGAUACAGCAAACAUUUGGAACAUGGAUGAGGGAACCCGCAAAUAGAAGUGAUGAAAGAAUUUGGCUUACGAUGCAUUUUUCAGGAAACUUCAUAAAAGAAUAUGAGAAUACAAACGCAUUGCUGAAUGACAGCUACAGGAUCAUUAACCUCACGGGGAUCUUUUAUGGAUGUGGCCAUGUGAUAUAUAACAACUGCCUAUACUAUCAAAAAGGAGGAACCAGUAUUAUUGUGAAAUUUGAGCUUGAUACAGCAUCAUUCAGAACCCUGAGAAUUGAAAAUGCCUUACAUGAUAGUCGCCACUACCUCUUUUCUAACGCUAAGACGUACUUCAAGGUGGCAGUGGAUGAAAAGGGUCUUUGGAUUAUCUAUGCCUCAAGUAUUGAUGAAAAUAUCAUUGUAGCACAUAUUGACGAAGAGACAUUUUCAGUCGUUCAGCAUAUCAACACUACAUACCCCAAGUCCAAAGCUGGCAAUGCAUUCAUAGCAUGUGGAGUGCUAUAUGUUACUGAUACUAAGGAUAUGAGGGUAACUUUUGCUUUUGAUUUGUUGAGAGAGAAGCAAAUCGAUGCAAGCUUUGAGUUAAGAUCAGCACAAUCUGUUCUUGCUAUGCUUUCAUAUAGUCUAAGAGAUAGAGACUUGUAUACAUGGGAAAAUGGCUAUUUAAUGCAAUACCAUGUACAUUUUGACAGCUGAAUGCUAUUUUAAAAUGAUACAUCAUGCUGGCCAUAUUGGGCUAAGUAGGUUAUUUAAAGCUGUAUCUUAUACAUCUCCUCCCUGCAGAAUACACACAUUUUCUAUUGAAGGUUAGUGGUUGUUUGUGUGUGCAUAAAGAGGAGACCAGACCCCCUUGUGUCAUUUAAAUAUACUUAAAUUAUAUAGGCAAUUCUUAGCUUUAUAGAGGAAGAGCUGUGUGUUAGAAACUUAUUUUUGUUUUUUUCCCUACCAUGCAGGACAUAAUUAUAUCUACUGUCUACUGAUUAUUCUACAAUACUAUGUUCAAUAGGGUCUGUUUUUACUCUUAAUUUACAAUUACUGUCUACAAUUAUCUUCUAGUCAGUGAUUAUAGCUUAGUAUAAAUGUCUAAACAAUGUUUACAAAGAAGCUUCUUUGUAUCAUUUCCAUUUAAUACCUUGCAUCAACUCUGAAUUUUGUUUAGUUGUGAUAUUUUUUAAAAAAUUGAUGUACAGUGAUUAAAAUGAUCAGGGACAGUAA